Nycticebus coucang (slow loris) is the source of this 1715-nucleotide messenger RNA. RefSeq lists its product as uncharacterized. Bases 422 to 1141 code for a protein of 239 amino acids. Lineage: Eukaryota; Metazoa; Chordata; Mammalia; Primates; Lorisidae. The transcript has 2 exons. The record is from RefSeq and is a predicted model, not a curated record.
UUCUGCUGGAACAUCUGCUUGGUGGGUCGCUCACUUCUCAUAUUCCAGAUCAUUUCACUCACAGAACUGUCCUCAGAAGAUUCUUCUUUAGGUUAAGCACCAGUUCUGCCCGUUGGGGCCUGCUCUGAGCAAGGUGGACCCUCUUCCCCCACAGCCAGUUAGGGUGGUUUGCUGGCAAACUGCCCCACUGUGACUCCACCCCCAAAGUGAGACCCUGAUGAGAAAAGGAUGCCUGGAAAGGAAGAAUCUGUGAAAUCUCUUUAGAAAACUGAACCUGGCCAUCCCUAACACCUUCCCCUUUAUAGAAGAUGGCGAUUUCACACACACCACCCAGCACCCCCUGGCCUCCCUGCUCACUUAAAGACACAUACUGGGAAUAAAAGCCUCCCUGAAUUAGCCCCCUAAACGCACAGGAACAUCUAUGUCCUAUGUCUGGCCUGAAGAGUUCAGUUCCCCAGAUAUACACAAGGACGCUCACUACGUGCAAGCCAUAACUGAGAGGAGACCCUCGUUCACUCCAGCAAUCAGCAUCCACUGGUUCAGCUCCACUAGGUGGAAGGGCUUCCCGUCAUCAUUCUCACCAGAGAAAAAGGACGCUUUCCCAUCAUUCCCUUACCAUGCCAAGAAAGGGAAUCCUGUUUUCGCGUUAUGUCUGCCCUUGCUGCAAACCUUCCCUCCCCAUCCCCUAUCUCUCUGCCUCUCUCUCACACGCGCCGACACACUCAUACGCAGAAAACUUGCUCCCACUGUCACCACCAGAGAAAACACUCCUCUUAACUUUGGUGAGGAAGGCUAUCAUAGAAAGCCUGGCGGCAAGGCGCCGGAGCUCACCAACAGCCCAGAAAAACUGGGUCCGAAGAGGAGGGGCUGGGAAGGAGACUCGGCCAGGACCCCUCGCCGCGCCGCGCGGCGCAGGGAGCUGGAACGUGGCCUGGAACGUGGCCGUCUCGGCUCUGGUUUCGCUCGCAGGCCCCGCCCACCAGGCGGCCCAGCCAGCUGGAACCGCCAGGGACCGCCGCCGACCCUGGACUCGCGGAGACCACCAGAGGCAGGCGAGGAGGAGGGCCACCCGAGGCCAGCGCCGGAACGGGAAGCGGGGACGCGCGGGCCCUGCGUGCUGGGAAACAGCCCAACGACGUGAUACAGGUUGCUGCGGCGAAGGAAGCAGCCAGAUGAGAAUAAACGCAACAGAAGCAAACUGCUGUCCGCAGAGGGGAGAGACAAGGGGACAAAAGCCAUACCCGGCACUCAUCCCCACUAGUGCCGGGCUAGCGCAGGAAAGCAGGAAUAGGUGUACAUAAUGGUGGCCACUCCCGCCAGCGUGGGCCUGAAGGGCUGGGGUGUCUGGGCAUCUCCGAGGGGAAUAGGCAUCGCAGGCAGAUUUCUAAGCACGUAAAGGACACUGGGUGUGAAAGACGGAGCGGGGCCAGGAGAAGCCUACAAGAGGGGUUCUGGGGCUCCCCAGGACAUAAAGUCAGUUUCCUAAAAUAGCGUUUCCUGGAAGGCCUUCCUACACCCCCGAGAAGCAUGGAGGCUCUGAGGACUCAAUAAGACUCGAGUUCUGAACUGCUUCUCUGCGAUCAAUCCCAAUACCCCUGCCCAGGCCCUGCUUCAGUAACCAGUUUAGGGGUACAGCAGCAUCAGCACCCGGCGCCCAUCACAGAAUUGGGCGCCGUAGUGGGAGGCGCCUUCUAGUUCUCCACUCCCAGGGUGGG